This is a messenger RNA of Cinara cedri, 2950 nucleotides long. Lineage: Eukaryota; Metazoa; Arthropoda; Insecta; Hemiptera; Aphididae. The record is from the annotation of a GenBank genome assembly.
UAUGUAAUAUUUCCCUUCGCUAUUGCUUUCCACGUUUGGAAAUUUUAGCUGCUCUUCGUUCGGAAAAUUUGCAGUUAUUUUCGCCUUCAACUACCUAUCGUCUGUCGGAUAAUUACAAUUCAAUCAUGGUAUGUACUUUAGAAUUAGCAACGAUCGCCAAUUUGUAUUUGUUUGAUAAUUAUUAUUUUUCGUUGACCAGAAGUAAAGAAAUGAACAUCUUUCGCCGUAACAACGUUGUUUUGUGUCGUGCUUUAGCGUUCGCUUCUAUUAUAAUUAAUCUUAUAAACGUUUUGUUUUCCAACUGUUUAUUAAUGUCGUGAUAAUAUUUUUCACCCAAAAUUAAAAAUUAAAAAACUGGUCUCUGGUGUGAACGAUCUAAAAUGCCUGUUAUUUUUGCAUAGAUGUUUUUCUAUUCGUUAUCAUAAUGUUCUUCUAGCAACGUUCUUGUAUAACUUUAAUCUUGAUUAAGUACCUCACGCUUAAAAACGAUCAUAAAUGUAUUAUAGAAAUUGAUAUGCACAGUUCCUUAGGUUAUUGUAUUGUAUAGAGCCAUUUAAUUUGGUUAUUGAUUUCCAUUCCUGUCAUUAAUAUUGAUUAGCUAUAAUAUGGGAUCAAGAAUGAUAUAAAGACUAAUUCAAUUUUGGAAGUACCUAAUUUAUAAAUUUUUUUAUUUAAGUACUUAUGCCAAAUUAAGAAAAAUAGAUUACACUGAUAAAUGUUUGUCUGAUUCAAGAUUUUUAAAAAAAUAUUUAAUAAUUGUUGAUUUACAUAGGUAUGACUAUUAUUGCAAAUAUAUACAAUAUGUACAUUUGUUGUAUUAUUAAAUUUUAAACAAUUUAUUUGUGGUUACACCAAUUACUGUACCUACUAGAAGCCUGUACGAUUCUGACCAAGCAGUAAAAUAGUUGGUCCGGGUUAAGUAUUAGAUAUCAAUUAGAUUAGACUUGGCUACUCUGCAAAUCCGAUUAUCAUUGUGAAAAGUAUUUUAUUUAAACAGUUUAUGUACCUACUUUACUAAAAUUUUAAAUAAAGAAACUAUUUGAUAGGAUCUAAAAAAUAUUUUAAUAUACAUUUAAUGAUUGAUUUGUUAAUAGCACGUAGAUACUACCUACAGAGUUAUAAUGUAUAGUUAAUCCUGGAUUGGACCAAAUAACCUAACCUCGCCUAGAUCGGACUGGUUUAUAUAUUAUUUCACUAGACUGAACUGGUAUUAGGACCAGUCAAGCCUAAUUUAAAAAUUGAAUUUGAACAGAUAUGAGUUGAAGUCCAGUUGAGGCCUGUGCAGGGCUCUAAUACCUACUGGUCUUCCAACACAUUAUCACUGUGUUGUUAUAAUUUAUACAUUUUACAUCUGAUUUCAUACUAUAAAUAUUCUCGGGGGAAUAAUUUUGUAAAUAAUAUUUUUUCUCCCUCAAUAGUCUUUCCUAAGAACAACUUAAAAAUCAUAGUUAUCUGUAUCAUAAAAGUAACAUAUUGCACAGUACCUAAAUAAGAAAUUAAAUUCAUUUAUUUUUGGCUAUUAUUUAUAUUAUUUUUUUUUUUACCUGUCCAAAUUCCUAAAUUUUUACUAGUUUGUUAUUUCCCCGGCCUUAAAGGUUUUUACCUAACUCAGGUUUGCAGAAUAAUACCGAAACAAUUUUCAUGCGUCUAAAAUAUGUAUAUGGAGUGUACGAUGUUAUGAACAUAGUUUAGUCUUGAAUACUUACACCAAUUAUAAAUGCCAUUUUUCUUUAUGACAUACUCUUUUGUAACAAUGCAGCCCUUUUAAGAACAUUUCAUGAAAGUUUUCAAAUGAACAAGUCGUUAGAAUCUUAUUGAGUUAAACAUUUUCAUCUAGUAUUUAGAUGAAUACAUUUUACAAAUUUAUUUUUAAACAACUACCUAUAGAAUAAAAUUUACUGUGAUAUCACAUUCAAUGAGGAAUUUUUGCUCAUCAAAUUGUCUGAUAAAACUAAAUUCUAUCUGUAUAGGAAGUUUUUUCUAGUAUUUAAAAUUAAAUAAUAGCUAAGUUAUAACAAACUUGAGUGGCAAGGUCAUACAUUUUUACAACUUGGUAAGAUGACAACAAACCAGUACCCCAAAAUUGACUAAACUAGUAAAUAAAUGUAACUUUAAUGUGUAAUAGUCUAAAAAAAAAAAAUAUUUUUUUAUGGUUUACACUAUAAAUUUAAUUUUACUAAAUAAUAGUUUAUAUUAAUAAAAUAUAAUUUUCUAUUUGAUGUUCAAAAAUAAAAGAUAAGUUUGACUAACUUUUCUCAUAAAAAAUUUAGUAGGACAAAAGUAAAUAAUUUUUAAAUUUUGAAUGUAAAUUUUAUUGAGUUAUUUUAUUUUUUCAGGAUAUGGAAUUUAAAGAUGUUGAAACCGCCCCUACUGAUCAAAAAAGGCACAAGAUCCGUAUCACAUUGACUUCAAAGAACAUUAAAAGUUUAGAAAGCGGUAAUAUAUAGUAAAAAUUCUGUAUGUGGAUAUGUUUAAUUAAAUGAAAUUGUGUUUUGUAGUGUGUUCUGAAAUGAUUUCUGAUAUUAAGAAGAGGAAACUGCCAGUUAAAGGACCAGUACGUAUGCCAACCAAAUUCUUGCGCAUCACAACCAGAAAAACACCUUGCGGUGAAGGUUCAAAGACAUGGGAUAGAUUCCAAAUGAGAAUCCACAAGAGGGUGAUUGAUUUAAAAUGUCCCAGUGACAAAGUUAAACAGAUCACCAGUGUCAAUCUCGAACCUGGUGUAAUAGCUGAAGUUAGCAUUGCUAGCGAGUGAUGCAUUUUUUUAUAAUAUUGAUUGAUUGAUUUGUAUGGUAUGACAACUAAGAUCACGUCUAAUAAAAUUUAAAAAUUACAUCAUAUUUGUUUGUUUUCUAUAAUUAAUCUUUAAUUGGUAACAUUGGUAAACAUCAGAUCUGGUUCACAAAUAUGUUUGUAUAAAUAUGCCCAUCUCUUUACCGUGUUUAAUAAU